GAAGGCCCCAAGUUAAUGAGGCGUGCGCCGGCAACCGAGCGCCUCUCGGAGCUGGGCUUUCCCCCGCGGUGCGGGCGCCAGGAGCCGCCUUUUCCGCUGGGUGUCACUCGGGGGUGGGGAGGAUGGCCCAUUCAAAAGCGCCGCGAGGGGCCCCGUCCAGUGCCCUUCAGUGAGCGCUCGCAAGAGGACGGCAGAAGCCAGGCAGCUCGCAGCUCCAGGACCUUGUGGCGUAUCAGGACGCGGUUGCCCUUUUGCCAGGACCCAGAACCGCCGCCGCCGCCGCCGCUCUGCCUCCUGCGUGUUAGCCUCCUCUGCGCGCUCCGGGCAGGCGGCCGUGGGAGCCGUUGGGGCGAGGACGGCGCGCGGCUGCUGCUGCUGCCCCCAGCACGGGCGGCAGGAAGCGGAGAGGCCGAGCCGAGCGGCGGCCCCCCUUAUGCUGGGAGGAUGUUGGAGAGCAGCGGCUGCAAGGCACUGAAGGAGGGCGUGCUGGAGAAGCGCAGCGACGGGUUGCUGCAGCUCUGGAAGAAAAAGUGCUGCAUCCUCACUGAGGAGGGGCUGCUCCUCAUCCCGCCCAAGCAGCUGCAACACCAACAGCAGCAGCAGCAACAGCCCGGGCAGGGGACGGCUGAGCCGUCGCAACCCAGUGGCCCCGCUGUCGCCGGCCUUGAGCCCCCGGUCAAGCUCAAGGAAUUGCACUUUUCCAACAUGAAGACCGUAGACUGCGUGGAGCGCAAGGGCAAGUAUAUGUAUUUCACUGUGGUGAUGGCGGAGGGCAAGGAGAUUGACUUUCGGUGCCCGCAAGACCAGGGUUGGAACGCCGAGAUCACUCUGCAGAUGGUGCAGUACAAGAAUCGUCAGGCCAUCCUGGCUGUCAAGUCCACGCGGCAGAAGCAGCAGCACCUGGUCCAGCAGCAAGCCCCGCAGCCUCAGAUUCAGCCCCAGCCCCAACCCCAACCCCAACCUCAGCCCCAGCCCCAGCCCCAACCCCAACUCCAACUCCAGUCCCAGCCCCAACCCAAGCCUCAGCAGCUCCAUCCGUACUCGCACCCUCAUCAACAUCCACACCCGCACCCUCAUCCGCACCAACUACAACACCCGCACCAACAAACGCACCCUCAACAGCUCUCGCAGCCGCACGGCCACCGACUUCUCCGCAGCACCUCCAACUCUGCCUGAAGGGGGCAGUACUCGGGCCAGACAAGGUUUUGAGGACUUGAGGAAGUGGGACGAGCACAUUUCUAUUGUCUUCACUUGGAUCAAAAACAAAACAAGUCUCCCCGCCCCGCACCAGACCAAGUAGUGUGGACAUCACCUGAUAACUUGCGAUUCCUCUUAGUUUUCUGCAUAUUCUUCAUCACGAUGGAGGGAUCGAUCUUGAGUCAAGAAGACUUUAUUUAUGAACCUUUGAAAGGAUCUUCUAAUUUAGUGGACCUUCUAGAAGCUAUGAUGUACUGUAAUUUUAUUUUAAUGUAUUUUGGUUUAUGGUUAUUUAUUAGUUUUUUUUUUUUUAAAUACUUGCUCUAAGACAUUUCUGAAUGUAGGCCAUUUCUCCCCAAACCUAUUCCCUAGUAAGUUCUAAUCUUACAAAAGAUAAAAGAAAAAGGGUGGUGGAGAGGAAAACAUUAAGAAUACGUUCAAUAUUCCCAGGGCAUUUUCAGGAGGCCUGACACUUUCAUUGUUAUGCCAAGUGGUUGAAAUUAAACUUUGAUAUUACUUUUUUUUUUGAAGUUUCUUCCUUAGACAUAUAGUUUAUGUAGAAGUUUUUUUUUUUUUUUAAACUAAAAGCUCAGAAUUGUGUAUUCAUGAAAAUCUAAUGCUCAAAAUAAUGCUUUUGGAAAUCAGUAGUAAUGACAUCUGAUUUCAAAAUAUUUAGAACAUAACCCAAUUGAUGGUAGGAUGGUCAUGUCUUAAAUAUGUGGUAGGGCUGGGUCUGCUGUAGGAGCUUAUAUAAUCUGUGUGUGAAGGUUUAAUAAGAGCUCUUUUGGGGGUUGGAGGGUAUAGCUCAGUGGUAGAGUGCCAGGCUCCGAGUACAAUCUCCAGCACUGAAAAAGCAGAACAAAAAAACCAGUCUUUUAAUUGUGCUUUAUGAAUAUGAAUGCAUUAGAUGCCUCAGUUAGAAAAUGUAGUGUGGUGGGGGGAAGAAUCAUUCAACUCGUUUGAAAGUAUUUGUGCCCCUGUUCAGACUGGAGUACGCUUCACCAAGAGCUUUGCACACUGAAUUGAACCACAUUUUCUGAUCCUUUCAGGUUGUUCUAGAAGCACACUGAAGACUCUCAUAGUUUAAAAUAUAGUUUGUAAAUAUAUCAAAGGACUAAAAGUCAUAUUUUUUUAUUUUCAUACAAAAAAUAAUGUCGAUUAGAAAAACCAACCAUUUUUAUUGUUCCUUGAGAAAUUAGAGGGUUAUAUGUUUUCUUAGGUUAGCUAAACUCAGAAUUGAAAAAGGAAGGACUGGAUAAACAAUGGAUUUCAGUAAGAAAACAACCCCAGUCUUGUUUUAGCCACCAUUUGUUCAGGAGUCUAAGCGGGGGAGGGAGAGAGGAUGUGCUUUUAAAGGUAGAACAAACCUCCUUCUGUGUUAAAUCAAAAGGAUGGUCAGAAUCCACCAGGGCAGAUGCUACUUAGAAAGAGCCAUAGAUGAUACCAAAUCCUCUUGGGGCUAAAAAUCACUUCCUAUCUGCAUGGCUUGUUUUCCAGUGUCUUGUUCACAGUGUCUUGGUCAGUAUUUUUCCAGCAUCUAAAUUGGAAUGGUCAUUUUAGACCACUGCUAAGUUAUACAGUCAAGAAAUGAAAAUAGAAUUGUAUGCUGGAGAUGUCUUCUUUUUAGAAAGGAGUUUUAAUGAAAUUUAAAUGAUGAAACUUGGAGAUAAUAAUUCUUAUCCAGAAAGUUACAGGAGGAAAUUAAAACUUAUGCAAAUGGCACAAAACAAAACAAAACUUAAGAGAACUCCAACUUCUAGGGGCUGUUUGGGUUGAAGGUAUGAAAAUGUGUCAUCAAGGUUUAAAGACAUAAUAGGUAUCUGGGACAGCUCAGAGAGACAAGUCAAAAGAUGUCUUAAAUUCAGUUUGACUUGACUUUUAGGAAAUGCCUCAUAAUACUGUAAUUUUAACACAUAUAGAUCAUAAUAGCCCCAAUUAAUCCACAGCUUUUUUCAAAUGGAGGAUUUUUCUUCUCAAUUCUUGUUAUAAAAAAAAUUCCAUACCAAAUAUUUUGAAAAUUAAGAUUGAUGUAGUUUUUUAAAAAGGUAUUUGCAUGGUGUUAGCUUAUGUAUUGCACUAGAUAAUCCCAUUGUUGAAAAAAAUAUGCCCCAGUUUCCUCUUGGCUGCUCCUAUUUUCCCCCUGCAAUAAUAGCCAUGGCUCUUAUUGAAACUAUCAGAAUCAUGGUUUCUUUUUCUUCCAUAGCCCUUGUUCCUUGGUCUGCCUUGACAUUUGUGUUGACUUGACCUUCACUAUGGCAGUCUAGUUGGAAUCCUCCCUGCUGCCUUUGAAUUUAACUGUAGAAUUUUAGGAACUAGGAAAAGUAGGGUGGUUUUUAUUGUUUUAAAACUCUGAAACUAUUAUGUUUUAAUAAUUUUUCCAGAGGGAAAAAAAAAAUGCAUGUUCAACAAACCUAAACAAAACGUAAAUGUCCAUCAUAUGAUAUCUCAGUGACUCUUGCCUACCUGGAAGAAAAUUAUUCAAACCACCUAUGGUGCCGUAAAGUCUGACAAGUCAGUUUCAUGGGGAAGAUUUAAAAAAUACUUUCAACGAACCCAAGAAAAAAAACCAAAGGGCAGGUCCAAUAGACCCCCCCCCCCCUCAACAAAACAAGCAUCAAAUGUAAAAAGUUUAAAAAGGAGUGUCCCUUGUCCUUGAACUCUUAUUGGCACACAUUUUAUGCAGCUCCGUGACUAUUCGUAGGGACAAAUGACUGAAAAAAGGAAAAAAUGUGUAAGCCCUCAGCACCCAGGAGGUGGUUUCUCCUGCCUAGCUGAGUGCCUCCUUCACUUGCUCUCAUGUUCCCUGGGAACAACUAAUUCUGGGACAGGCGUAGGCAUCAUGAAGCUCCUUCAUUCUUUCUUAGCAGAAAUCCACUUAGGUCUGUCUGUGCCCUACAGGGAGUGUUGAGGUCAGUGAAUAAAUAUCUAUAAAAGAGCCCUUUCAAAAUGAACAUUUUCCUCAUUGAGCAAGCUGAGAUUCUCUAAUCAUGUAUGAGUCAAGCCAACUUGUAUCAUUUCACUUCCAAUGAUGGCAAGAAAAAGAAAAAAUGAAAAACAAAACUCUACACAUCCCUUAAAGGAGUUUUCCUCACACAUAAACACUCAAGUCUAGCUUAAGUUGAAAAAUCUGUUUUCUUUUUUGUUCUCAUAUACUAAAUGCUCCGUAUUUCUCUUAAAAUGCCCUAACACUAAACAACUUUGCUGCCAGUUCAAAUACAUCAUUUGUUUUCUGCCCCCUUCCCCGGAGAGUGAUAUGAUUUCAUUUAAUUGCAGGUGUUAACCAUACGAUAGUAGCGGGCUUAGAAGUGUCUAAGACUUGAGUGAAUGCACAGCGAUUCCACAGAACAUCGAAAUUUGUGGGAUGAGGAUAGUCCUGUGAGCAGUUGCUUUGUGUGUGUGUGUGUGUGUGUGUGGUGUGAAACUAAUUUGUUUUUGCUUUAUCAAUAAAUACCCUCAGCAGAAUAAAUUUAAAAUUUCAAAAUUAUGCAUCAUGAUAUUGCAUCCAUUAGUAAUUCCUUCCAGAGAAAUACACCUAUUAACCUAAAGCAAACCAAGAUGUUUUAAUUGUGGAAAUGUAUUGGAUGGGUUUUAGGAACUGUUUUCUAAAUUUUUGACACAGUUUUGGAGGGCAAUGGUUUGGAUCUGCAAUGUUCAAUAGCCAAUCCAGUUAUUUAAGAGUGUGUGACAAAGUGAUCUGCGACUUUGUUGUUAGGAUGUUUGCCAAAUGGAGUAGGAUCUAACAGUUUUCUUAGGGCAUUCUUGGGGCUGGGGCUGUUGCUCAGUAGUAAAGUACUUGUCUAGCAAGGAAGUGGGUUCCAUCCCAAGCUACACAAAGACCAAAAAACAAAAAAGGAGGGUGGUACAUUCUUGCACCAUGAAGGAAACAGAAGGACUCCUGGUCAUUAGAAGCAUUUGCAUAAAAUUCCCCAGUGCUCUGAAGCUGGCCUGCUGGUGAUUGACUGAACAGCGGAGAAGCAUGUUUUUCAAGAAAGAUAAAACUCUUUGUUACAUCUCACUGUCAGCUGUCAGCUUUCGACUCCCAAGUUUCAGAACAUGUGAACAACAACUUCUGGAAAGCAAGCACCACCGUGUACCAAAUGCUUUACAAACUAUCACACUGCAAACUUAAUAGUGUGGUUGGAAUUUGUGUAAAUAUGUCUCAAGUGAUUUGGAGAGAUGUGAUUUAUUUUUCAUAUUUUCAAAAUGCAUUCCAUUUCAAAUAAAGUAUCUAUUCAGUCGA
Molecule: messenger RNA, 5437 nt
Organism: Sciurus carolinensis (gray squirrel)
Lineage: Eukaryota; Metazoa; Chordata; Mammalia; Rodentia; Sciuridae
Gene: Phlda1
Product: pleckstrin homology like domain family A member 1
Exons: 2
Coding region: 16-1176 (386 amino acids)
Biological process (GO): positive regulation of apoptotic process
Cellular component (GO): nucleus
Molecular function (GO): phosphatidylinositol phosphate binding
Source: RefSeq, a predicted model, not a curated record